Messenger RNA from Penicillium soppii, 960 nucleotides. RefSeq lists its product as uncharacterized. The transcript is spliced from 3 exons. The coding region runs from base 1 to 960 and encodes 319 amino acids. Lineage: Eukaryota; Fungi; Ascomycota; Eurotiomycetes; Eurotiales; Aspergillaceae. The record is from RefSeq and is a predicted model, not a curated record.
AUGCCAUCUACCAGAAUUCUGUUGGUAGCGGCUGCGGCCCUUGCACUUUCUGGCUUCGCUAAUGCCCAGACAAAUAUCACCGAAAAAGCCUGCGCUUCCUCUUCCUCCUACUCAAGCUGCAACAGAGAUGUCGCGAACAAGUGGAGUUCCUGCGUAAAGAACUGCAACGGCGACGGCAACUGCAUCGUAGAUUGCGGCUGCGAUUCCCACCAGAAGUACAUCAACUGCAUGGCCGAAUCAUGCUGGAACCAGGUCUACUCCUGCAAAUACCAACUCUUCAUCCAACAAUACUUCGCCGUCUGUCCCAAAGCCCACGAGCCAAUCCCCUUCUGGCCAGCACCGAACAACGCCCCGAACCGCUGUUCCUGCGACAUUGGCAAAGUCCUGAACAAGACCCUCUCCGCGCGCAACGACCAAGUCACCUGCAUGAAGAACGUCACCGACAACAUCCGCUCCGACAUCACCGACUUGUCAAGCCCAAACAACGGCCUCGACAUCGCAGGCCGCGCAUCCGACUGCGCCUGCUGUGGCGCCAGCGCCAGCAUCUCCGCCCUCCCCAACCUCUACACAUCCCUACCUAACUGGGCGUGGACUUCCUCGUCCUGCGACUCACUCGAUGCGGGCAAGUGCAAGGAUAUUGGCUUCUCCGACGCAGACAAGUUCUACAAGCCCGGUGAUUAUCCCAAGAACGGAACGUCGACGCUGAGUGAUGUUGAUGGUACGGUGACUGCGCCGCCUAGCGGGACCGUUCUCACUUGGUCGCAGGCUUCCAGUACGUACACUGUUACUGCGACUGGGUAUGACCAGAAAGCGGUUGCGAGCCAGAGUGAGUACCGUGCUACGGCGACUGGGGAUGCGCCUUUUGCGACGCAAACUGCGAAUAAUGUGGCUGGUGGUCGUGCGAGGAACGGGGGGUUGGGGGCAGUUGUCGGGGCUGUUUUUGCUGUUGUUAUGCUUUGA